UUGCUUUAUUAGGAAAACCAAGACCGCCUCUGUUUUUCUUCCAAAUAACUGGUUUUCUAUUCUCCAUUAUCAAACCAAGAUGUACGUACAGAAAUUGAUUAUUUAAAUCUUUUUUUAUUCCUAAGAGAGAAUCAUUUGAAUAAUCCAUCAAUUAUUUUCCAAGAAACCUUAUACUGUAGUGCUUUUCAUCCAUUCCAGUGUCCAGAUAGCAGUUUUUUCUUUGCCCACUGUCUUCAAAACCAUCACUCUGACGGUAAGCAACUACGUACUAUACUACUCUAGUACAGUAUAUAUAUAAACUUCCAUGAUACCCUUCAUCACAAUUCACAACAAUCUUCAAACCCAUAACUUUAAAUUAAUUUUGCUGCUAAAAUCACCAAAAAGAAAAUUCCUUUUUUUUAAAUCUGAAAAAGAAUUCAGAAAUGGAGAGUAACAAUUCAGUUCCAGCGAGCUCACCGUGUGGAAUUGGAACACUGGGGCGGCACUUGGCUCGGCGGUUAGUACAAAUCGGCGUGAAGGACGUGUUUUCAGUUCCCGGUGACUUCAACUUGACGUUGUUGGAUCAUCUCAUAGCCGAGCCGGAGCUGAAUUUGAUCGGCUGCUGUAACGAGCUUAAUGCUGGGUACGCUGCGGACGGGUACGCACGUGCGAAAGGGGUGGGAGCGUGUGUGGUGACGUUCACUGUAGGGGGACUGAGUGUGCUAAAUGCUAUUGCUGGGGCCUACAGUGAAAAUUUGCCUCUCAUUUGUAUCGUUGGUGGGCCUAAUUCCAAUGACUAUGGGACCAACAGGAUUUUGCAUCAUACUAUUGGAGUGCCAGAUUUUAGUCAGGAACUUAGAUGUUUUCAAACUGUUACUUGCACUCAGGUAUGUUCAUAUAUUCCCU
Messenger RNA from Nicotiana tabacum (common tobacco), 885 nucleotides. The record is from RefSeq and is a predicted model, not a curated record. Lineage: Eukaryota; Viridiplantae; Streptophyta; Magnoliopsida; Solanales; Solanaceae.